Molecule: messenger RNA, 5376 nt
Organism: Dermacentor silvarum
Lineage: Eukaryota; Metazoa; Arthropoda; Arachnida; Ixodida; Ixodidae
Exons: 17
Coding region: 437-4528 (1363 amino acids)
Biological process (GO): positive regulation of kinase activity; multicellular organism development; cell surface receptor protein tyrosine kinase signaling pathway
Cellular component (GO): signaling receptor complex
Molecular function (GO): transmembrane receptor protein tyrosine kinase activity; ATP binding
Source: RefSeq, a predicted model, not a curated record
ACAGCAGCACUCGUGGCCUGCUGCUGGCAAGCGCAGGCUAUUGCUGCCGCCGCAACGUGAUCGGCCAGCCGUGCGUUUAUCAGGCGCGGCUAGCGCGCCCAUAUCGCUGGACGCGGUGCGCGCGGCUUCGUACCGCUGUGGGCCCAGACUGAACGCCGCUGGCGUUGGGCGCCCCUCGCGCUACCCACUCACGCACAGCGGCUACCCCGAACGCCGGUGUUGAGCUCCGCACGUGGACGCUACCGCAGCCGUGUUGACAUCGCAGCCGCCGCGUCGUCCUCAGGGAUUACCGCCGCCGUGACCGAGGAGGAAGGCCUCCGAAGCGUCAAGCCGCGGCCAGGUGAGGCCGAGGAGCAGUUUGGCUAUAGACCCUGAUGUGUCAAGUCCCGCAGAAAACUCGACCCAGCUCGUGGCCUGCCAUGGGUGAACGUUUAACAUGAGGAGUUCCUCCUGGUGCCUGUGGAUCUUGGUGGCCUUCCUGAGCGCGCCGAGCCCGCCCGGAGAGUGCCGCUAUGUCUCCAUCACUGACCCCAGCCAGCAGGAGAACUGCUACAAGAAGGGAGUUGAACAGCCCGAGCCGGCACCCCGCAUCAUGUACGUCAACGGCCGUGCGCACAACAUUGUCGUCGAGACGAGCCAGAGGCCCACGCACCGGCUGGUCACGCAUAUGUUCCAUAUUUUGGUUACCGAACUGCUGGGCUACCGGGACGUAGUCAUCCGACCAACAAGCAGCAUCGACCCAGAGUCUUCGCUGCAGCGGCUGACCGGAUGCGUUGAUCUCAAUGAUUGCAACGUCCCCAGUGACCACGUUCCUGAGACGAUGAUAAACCUGGAACUCUGGAUGGGACCUUCUUUUGACAUCAAACCAUGGCUGCGAACAGAUCGCAUCACGGACAUUGGUCCUCUGGGUCCUCUCGGACGGUAUGGCUGGUAUGUGUCGAAGCAAACGGCCCAAGAAUUCUGGAGCAAGUACAACAUGGUGCUUGACCAUUGGCGCUCGUACCGCUCGGCCAACAUGACGUCCCAGCUGGACCUGCUCCACGACGACAAGCUACAGGAUCAUCUGUCCAGAGGCGGCUACCUCUGCAACUUCACUGGCUGCCGCAACGGCGUCUAUCGGUCUCCGUUGUGCGACCCGCUCAGGGAUGGCCGGGGAGUGCCUUGCGCCACGCUCAUCGCAGACUUCCCAGAAAGCACAUACGCCUUGCUGAAGCACCAGAUCGAGACGCUCAAGCUUCGUGUGAACGUGGUUUGGAUCGGCAAGCAUUUAGACACCUAUGUCAAUAAGCUUCUAGAGCGCAAACAGCCGGUGAUAUUUUUCAACUGGAGGCCCAGUUCCUUGACGUUCAGCAACCACGAUCUCGCGCGCAUCGCUUUUCCUCAUUGCGAGGACCGUGCCCUGCAGGGAAAUCUCGACACGUCAAACUGUCUCUUCGAAGUCAACAACAUGGAACGGGCAACGUGGUCGAAGCUGAAGGACACCGCGCCAGACGUUUAUCAGCUGGUGGAGAAGAUGACCUUCACACAGCAGGAGUACGAAAAGCUUCUCAACUUUUACCAGAGCAAGAGGCCGCAGCAGAAGAGCUUCCACCAGAUUGCGUGCCACUUUCUACUCGAUAACGAGGUCCUACUGCACCAGUUCUCGGUACGGGUCGCCGACAAGCCCAUGCUCCAUAUCGGUGGUAUCUUUCCCAUGUCCGGCAUCUACAAUCGCGUGGGUGGCGUGCUUACAGCGGCACGCAUGGCUAUGGAUAGCAUUAAUCGAAACGAGAAUAUUCUCAAGGACUUCAAACUUGUGAUCCUCGAAGAGGAUGGUCAGUGUGCGCAGGACGUGGUCAUGAAGCGCUACAUCAACUACGUCACCAACUCCACCUACAAGACCUUGAUCGGCAUCUUGGGGCCUGCCUGCACCGAGACGCUGGAGCCGAUCGUGGGCGUGGCGCAGCACUACAACACGCCCAUCAUUAGCUACAGCGCCGAAGGGGCCCUCUUCUCCAAGCGCGAAAAGUACCCCUACUUCUUCCGCACGAUCCCUGAGAACCAUAUCUACAGGUUUGUGUACCUAAAGCUGCUACAAGCUCUGCAGUGGCGGCGCCUGGCAGCGCUCACCGAGGACGGCCACAAGUACAGCGAGUACCUGAACCUGUUGCACGACGACAUGCAAAAGCUGGGCCUCAACUUCGUCACCAACCGCAAGUUUCCCCACGACCACGGCACGCACAAUGGCACGCACAGGUCUCAAGACAUGUCCCAGUACCUGGCCGACCUCAAAACCCGCAAUGCGCGCAUCAUCAUCGGCGGCUUCGAUGAAGACGCCGCCCGCGCCAUCAUGUGCGAGGCCUACAGGCAGGGCAUGACGGGAAGAGACGGUUACCAGUGGUUUCUACCGACGUGGCUGAGCCAGCAAGAACAGCGCCAUCGGGAGUGGUAUAACACCGAGUACUACAAUCAGCACUUCAACGAAAGCGUGAACUGCACUGUUGGUGAGAUGAAGGUGGCCAUCGACGGUUACAUGAGCCUGCACCCAAAGGCGUAUGCUGACGACAACGCCACCAUGCAAGACAACAAGACUGUCGCUUUCUGGAAGGCGACUUACAAGCAGAUUGCUACAGGUCAGGGCAGAGAAGACAGUGACUACGGGGGCUACGCGUACGAUGCGGUGUGGGUGUUUGCCCUGGCUGUUGAUGCGCUGUUCAAGAAGAACCACAGCUACACGUCCUCCAUUCAUGAAGACUCAACGUUUAAGGAACUGAUCCGGCUGAUCAACGCAACCGACUUCCACGGCGUGACAGGCCACGUCCGCUUCUAUCGCUCGAGUCGGCUGACAGAUGUCAUCAUCCGGCAGUGGGUGAACGGCAGCCAGCACCACGUGGGCACGUACAGCCCUGGCGUCGGUGACGAGGGCGACCGGCUGGCUCUAGGGCCGACGGAAUCGCUGAGCGCCAUCCACUGGCCCGCCGGCCGAAAUCAGGGCGACGGCGGUGAAGACCCUGUGCUAUGCCCACUCGAAGGGCUGCGCCGUCUGCUCAACACCAGCUGUGACUUGGCCAUUGUUGUCGCCAACGUCAUCGGGCUGAGUCUGUUCGCGUUGCUCAUGAUCGGUGGUUGCGUCGUCUUCAAGAGAAGGUACGAAGAAAAAGUAAAGCAAACAGAGGCGCGCAUGCGAGAGCUGGGACUACUGACGUCGAACCACCUGCCGUCCCUGGACGGGUGGGAAAUGCCACGGGACCACAUAGUGAUCAACCGCAAGUUGGGUGAAGGCGCCUUCGGCACUGUGUACGGUGGGGAGGCGCUAGUGACAGACCAAUGCUGGCAAGCCGUGGCUGUCAAGACGCUUAAGGUCGGUGCCAUCAUCGAAGAGAAGCAAUCACUUCGUGCAAACUGCAAAGCCGCGCGCUACUCGCAGCUGGACUUCCUGAGCGAGGCGGAGAUGAUGAAGCGUUUCGACCACAAGAACAUCGUGCGGCUGCUGGGCGUGUGCACGACGGGCGAGCCCGUGUACACGGUAAUGGAGUUCAUGCUGUAUGGCGACCUGAAGACGUACCUGCUUGCCCGCCGUCACUUGGUUAAGGAGAACGAGCGCCACAAGUCCGAGGAAGUGUCAGACCGCUGCCUGACGGCCAUGGCUCUGGACGUGGCGCGCGGGUUGAGCUACCUUGCCGACCUGAAGUACGUACACCGCGACUUGGCCUGCCGCAACUGCCUCGUCAACGCCGGCCGCACUGUCAAGAUUGGCGACUUCGGCAUGUGCCGACCUAUGUACGACUCGGAUUACUACCGCUUCAACAAGCGCGGGAUGCUUCCCGUGCGGUGGAUGGCACCCGAGAGCCUCAACGACGGCAUCUUCACUACCAUGUCUGACGUCUGGAGCUACGGCGUGCUUCUUUACGAGAUCAUCACGUUUGCCAGUUUCCCGUACCAGGGACUCUCUAACAACCAGGUCCUCGAGUACGUCAAGGGGUACAACACCCUACCCGUGCCCAACGGCUGCAAGCCUGAGCUGGAGGCGCUUCUGCUGCGCUGCUGGGCGCGCAGCCCGUCGCAGAGGCCCACGGCGUGCGAGAUCGUCGAGAUCCUGGCUAACGACAGCAAGCUCAUCUCCCCUUGCCUGGACCUGCCUCCCGCCAGCGUCCAGGUGGAGGGCACCGACUCGCUCGAGCUGACCGCCAUCGGCGACCGCGGCCGCCUGCACUCCAUCUCGUCGCUGGCCCGGCGCGUGGAGUCCGUGGAACGGUCUGCUGCCGUGGUGGUGGGCCAGCAGCCGCAACAGCCGGGUUCCCCAGUUCCACCGCCGCGCAACCAGUACGUCACUCUCCGCCAGCUCAGUCGCACCAGCAGGCUGGAAGCCGUCGGCUGCAACAUGACGCCGCUCCCGGCGUAUCUUAUCCAUCCUGAACUGCGCCCUAGCGUUGCCAACCACCAGCAAACGCAUGAGCCGCCCAAGACGAUAUCUCCGCUGCUGGGAAGCUUGCGGAAAACACCGAGGUUCUUGUACUCGUCGCGCCUGGCAACCACGACGCUGACCUAGCGGCUUCCCGUUCCGGCGGCACAGCAGUCAGGGGUGCACGUGCGCGACCACGCCGCCUGUUCCGAGCUCUGCCGCACUACUGCGCCUAUGGACGCAUGCCAGUGGCAGGAACCCGUCGCGUGGCCGCAUCGGUUGGCGACGGUGCGCUCUAGUCCUACAUCGCGAUGUGCGAGAACAUGAUCACCCAUUACGUGUGCGUGCGCGGUUUUCCAAGUGUGCGAACUGAACCAAGCAACAGAACCAGGCGCACACGCAUGCACCUAUUGUACAGCAGUCGCAGUCACCGUCCAUUUUUCGUUUUGAACCCCGCAGCGUCUGGGGUCCGGUUUUAGCUGAGCGCACCACGAAUAGUCCCGACUCACCUGUCGGCGUGCCUUCGACUUCUGUGGUGCUCAGGCUCGGUCACCCGGAUGCUGCGUUAAUUUAUUACUUUUGUGCAUACUUUGUUCGCUCCUGCUCAGAGACGAAAGUACACAUCCCUCUACGGUAGAAUACGUGGAAAUAAGUUUGUUUGUUUUUUGUAUUUUUCUUUCUUUUUUUUUGUUCCAUAACGUUAUAAAAAAUGUAAUUAUUUCUGUUGUACAUAUUAUACCUUCAUGCAGUGUGUGCUCUCGUUGAGCGUGAAAUGUUUGAAGGAACUGUUAUUCCGCAUUGCUUCACUUGUGAAAUAAAUUACGCUCAUACUACUGAGAAUGUGGAUUUAUAGUUGGAAUGCGCUUUUAUCAAGCGUAAGUUUGUUGAGUUCCCUUUCAAGUGGUCAAGGAACAUUACGCACACUUUCUUACGGGAUGCCUCCAAGAUACAUUCAAUAAACGUUCGAGCCCUUUGCAGAUAUUAAUAUGGUCACA